AUGGCAUCUACUCACGCAGCUGGGUCCCCCGCGCCAUCAUCCAGUAUCAACUCCCCUAUACUACACCCGGUGAACGCGUCCGUCUCAAAUGCCUCUCUAGGGGAGGGCAGUAUUAGAUUCUCGCCGGCGCCACCUAGUACCUUUUCAAACCAAGGCGAUGGUGUAAGGUCGAAGCGCAACAAACGCGAUAGCCGCAAAAAAAGAGAGGCCAAAGGUUUGGACCAGGAAAGCGCACCUCCCAAGAAGAAGUCAGUGGCCGUACUUAAUACCGCCAUUCCGAGCUCUGAUCUCGGCAUCCUAAGACCUAUUGCAGUUGGGGAGCCCAGGCACUCGGAUCUUUUCCCUCCUCAGCCUCGUCAACUGAACUUUGCGGUGCGCAAAAUGUCAGGUGUGAUUGGCCAAAGUUGGGAUUUCUACGAAGUCGUUGAUAAACUUACGAACAAGAACGGUUUUCGAUAUAGCUAUGCUAUAGCAGAUACGGACUUCCCUCAUAUCAAAUAUCGCCAAACGGAUGUUCCUCCCUAUCAUGCCCGUUUUAGCUUCGAGGACUCCCCGGCUGCGAUCUUAUUCUCCAAGGACGCCCUUGCUGUCACGACCAAUGAACCAUGGCACACGGCUCGCGCUAAUGUGUGCGCAAGAGAAGGGACCUACUAUUAUGAAGCACGCAUCAUAAGCGGUAUAAUGAGUAGCUCGGAAGCAACUACCUCAAACGGGAGCAAUGCCUUACCGUCGAGAGGUCAUGUGCGGCUUGGAUUUGCUCGACGGGAAGCAGAUCUUGAUGUCAAUGUAGGAGUCGACUGUUACGGUUACGGAAUCCGUGAUGUAAACGGCGAGGUGGUCAAUCGCAUGCGGUGCGAAUACUUCUUCCCCAAGGGUGAGUCGAUUCGCGAAGGCGAUGUCAUUGGCAUGCUCAUCACUCUCCCGCCGCUUUCACUCCACAGAAAGAUUGUCGAGGGAACAUAUGACCCGGCUUGUGAUAAUUUCAAGCCCGGGCCUGCUUCAGCUACUAAUAUCAUCCGUGAUCGCAUCCCCUUUCACUACAAAAAUGACUUUUGCUGGCAACAGUCCAAUGUCUUUCCAACCAAGCAACUGCGUGACUACGCUUUCAAUCUCAAAGAAACCCCUGCAUUCGGCCCUCCAUCCCCAUUGAACGCAGAGGAUCCAUCACUACGUACAUUACCUGGCUCAAGUAUCACGAUAUACAAGAACGGCAUAAAAAUGGGUACGCCAUUUAAGGAGCUCUACGCCUUUCUACCACCUGCUAGCAGACUUGCGAAUGGCACGAACAACCUCGGGCUCGGUGAGCGUGAAAAUGCCGAUGAUGGUAUGAUCGGGUACUACCCAGCUGUUAGCUGCUAUGGAGGUGGUGCUGUUGAGUGUCGCUUCCAAGGUCCCUGGUGGUUUAGUCCGCCGUCCGCUACAGAAAAUGGUGAGCCAGUCAAAGGAAUUGGAGAGCGCUUCGACGAGCAAAUUGUCGAAGACGUACUGGCCGAUAUUGUAGACGAGGUCGAAGCAAUGCUUGUCUGGGGCAGCGUGGACGGUAAUGUUGUUAAUAACGCUGAGAUGGACGCCCCUGGCGUAGGAGCCGUUGGCGGCACAGACGUUCUCAAAGGCGGCGUCGGUGCUGCCUAUGACCCUGCCACUACUUUGUCGACUGCUCCUGCGGAGAGUAACGGAAGUGGCACUGCGAGUAUCAAGCUUGCCGACGAGGACGCAUGCCACACUGGCUUUGAAGAUACUAUGAGUCUCGGCGUGGCAAAUACGCCAAUUACUGACGUGCCCGUACCGCCAGAACCGGAGGAUACCCCUAUGACCGGAGGUUGA
Aspergillus nidulans FGSC A4 is the source of this 1824-nucleotide messenger RNA. RefSeq names its product protein cclA. Gene Ontology annotation, cellular component: Set1C/COMPASS complex; nucleus; chromosome, telomeric region. Lineage: Eukaryota; Fungi; Ascomycota; Eurotiomycetes; Eurotiales; Aspergillaceae. Gene Ontology annotation, biological process: epigenetic regulation of gene expression; regulation of secondary metabolite biosynthetic process. The transcript has a single exon. The record is from RefSeq and is a predicted model, not a curated record. Bases 1 to 1824 code for a protein of 607 amino acids.